This is a messenger RNA of Saprolegnia parasitica CBS 223.65, 1578 nucleotides long. RefSeq names its product phosphoenolpyruvate carboxykinase. Gene Ontology annotation, biological process: gluconeogenesis. The coding region runs from base 1 to 1578 and encodes 525 amino acids. The transcript has 2 exons. The record is from RefSeq and is a predicted model, not a curated record. Gene Ontology annotation, cellular component: cytosol. Gene Ontology annotation, molecular function: ATP binding; phosphoenolpyruvate carboxykinase (ATP) activity. NCBI's taxonomy places the organism in Eukaryota, Oomycota, Saprolegniomycetes, Saprolegniales, Saprolegniaceae.
AUGGCGACCCACCAGACGACGACGUCGGCCCUUGGCCUCAACGAGCUCGGCAUCGACGCCAAGUGCACGGUGUUCCACAACAUGACGUACGACCAGAUCGCCGAGCACGAGGAGCGCUACAAGGAAGGCGUCUUCACGGCCAACGGCACGUUCGCGGUCGACACGGGCAAGUUUACCGGUCGCUCGCCCAACGACAAGUUCAUUGUGCGCCAGGAGCCCUCGGCCCAGCACGUGGACUGGGGCAAGGUCAACCAGCCGACGACGGCGGCCGUUUUCGACACCUUGUACGCCAAGGCGACGGCGCACUUUUCCAAGGCCGAGAAGAUGUACGUCUUUGAUGGCUACUGCGGUGCCAACGAGAACUCGCGCCUCAAGGUGCGCAUCAUCACGGAGCUCGCGUGGCAGCACCACUUCGUGACCAACAUGUUCAUGCGCCCCGAGUACAAGGACGUGGCGCCCGGCUCGGGCUUUGCCGCCGACUUCACGAUUGUAAACGCGUGCAACAUUGUCGACGAGGACUGGAAGGCGCACGGCCUCAAGUCGGAGGUGUUUGUCAUCUUCAACAUUGAGAAGAAGAUGGCGGUCAUUGGCGGCACCUUUUACGGCGGCGAGAUGAAGAAGGGUAUCUUCUCCAUGAUGAACUACUACCUCCCGCUCAAGGGUAUCAUGCCCAUGCACGCGUCGGCCAACAAGGGCCCGAAGGGCGACACAGCCAUCUUUUUCGGCCUCUCGGGCACGGGCAAGACGACCUUGUCGGCCGACCCGAAGCGCGCGCUCAUUGGCGACGACGAGCACGGCUGGGACGACGCCGGUAUCUUCAACUUUGAAGGCGGCUGCUACGCCAAGACGAUCAACCUCAGCGCCGCCAACGAGCCCGAGAUUUACGCGGCCAUUCGCCGGGACGCGAUGCUGGAGAACGUCUGGCUCGACGGCCAGAAGGUCCCGGACUAUUACAACAUUGAGAAGACGGAGAACGGUCGCGUCUCGUACCCGCUCUACCACAUUAGCAACCACGAGCCGACGUCGGCCGGCGGCCACCCGGCGGUCGUCAUCUUUUUGACGUGCGACGCGUACGGUGCUCAGUACCACUUCCUCUCGGGCUACACGGCCAAGGUCGCGGGCACCGAGCGCGGCAUUACCGAGCCCCAGGCCACGUUCUCGGCGUGCUUUGGCGCGGCCUUUAUGACGCAGCACCCGAUUGUGUACGCCGACCUGCUCAAGAAGAAGAUUGAGGCCCACGGCACGCGCGUCUACCUCGUCAACACGGGCUGGACGGGCGGCGCGUACGGCGUCGGCUCGCGCAUGUCGCUCAAGUACACGCGCAAGUGCAUUGACGCGAUCCUCGACGGCUCGAUCGAGGACGCCAAGUUUGAAGUCGACCCGAUCUUUGCCGUCGCCGUCCCGACGUCGGUCGAGGGCGUGCCCGCCGAGAUGCUCAACCCGGCGCUCGCGUGGGCCGACAAGGCGCAGUACAAGGUCAUGGCCAAGAAGCUCGCGACCGAGUUCCGCGCCAACUUUACGCAGUACGUCCUGCCCAACCACACGGACUACUCGUCGUUUGGCCCCAACCAGGCUUAA